Molecule: messenger RNA, 1448 nt
Organism: Betta splendens (Siamese fighting fish)
Lineage: Eukaryota; Metazoa; Chordata; Actinopteri; Anabantiformes; Osphronemidae
Gene: ilkap
Product: integrin-linked kinase-associated serine/threonine phosphatase
Exons: 10
Coding region: 294-1370 (358 amino acids)
Biological process (GO): protein dephosphorylation
Molecular function (GO): cation binding; protein serine/threonine phosphatase activity
Source: RefSeq, a predicted model, not a curated record
CUGGAGCUUCUGCUCAUAGGAGCUGGACCUCCUUUAUUCGUAUUCUUCUUUAGGCUUUUAUCGUGAAGGCUGCGAGCGGAAAUAGCGCUCGAUGCCUUAACGUGACGCUAGUCUGGACGCUAUAGCUAACCAUCAACUUAAAAUAGUGAGUAAACAGUUUAUCAGAGGACAGUUGGUGUUGGUGUGUUUAGCGGAGCUGGUGUAUUAUCUGAGGUUGUGACACACACAGAGCUGUGGGCUAGCGGUGCAGUUGGAAGGUAGUUAGCCAAGUGGCUAGCCACAAAGCUAACAGAAUGGACUUGUUUGACGACCUGCCAGAACCCACACAGACCACCGGUCCCGUUCCUGUUGCAGUCAUAGAUCAGCCACAAUCCACUAAAAGCGGUGAGGAGGAUGUGAAAAGUGUGCGAAGGAAACGAGAACAUUCUGACGGCCACACUGACCAAAAUGAGGAGCAGCCUGAGGAGAUCAAGAAAGUUUGUAAAGAAGGCCUCCCCACCUUGAAAGGUUAUGUGGCUGCCAGGCGUGGGGAGCGGGAGGAGAUGCAGGAUGCUCACGUGUUGCUGCCAGACAUGAGCAGUUGUCUGUCAACUCUGCCAUCACAAGUGUCUCGUGUCUCAUACUUCGCUGUGUUUGAUGGUCAUGGUGGAGCCCGAGCCUCUCAGUUUGCUGCCGAGCAUCUCCACCACAACCUGGCAAAGAAGUUCCCCAGUGGAGAUUCUGAGAAUUUAGACAAAAUGGUUAAGAAAUGUCUUUUAGACACAUUCCGCCAGACCGACGAAGACUUUCUGAAGAAGGCCUCCAGCCAGAAGCCAGCAUGGAAGGAUGGCUCCACAGCCACCUGUGUGCUAGUGGUGGAUGAUGUGGUUUAUGUGGCCAAUCUGGGUGACAGCAGGGCGGUGUUGUGUCGGAUGGAGGCAGCAGCAGAGGGUGAGAGCAGAUCGGUGACCUUGGCCCUCACUAAAGAACACAACCCAACCAUCUACGAGGAAAGGAUGAGGAUCCAGAGAGCAGGAGGCACUGUCAGGGACGGCAGAGUCCUGGGCGUCCUCGAGGUGUCUCGCUCUAUCGGAGACGGCCAGUACAAACGCUGUGGAGUCAUUUCAACCCCCGACCUGAGGAGGUGUCAGCUCACAGCCAACGACAGGUUUUUAAUUCUUGCCUGUGACGGUCUGUUUAAAGUGUUCUCUGCUGAUGAAGUUGUGAAAUUCGUCCUUAACAUCCUGCAGGAGAGGAGUGUGGAGCAGAAACCAGGGUUUGCGGAGGAGGAGCUGUGCUUUGAAGCUGCUUGCCAUCAGCUGGCGAGCGAGGCGGUGAGACGCGGCUGUGCUGAUAAUGUCACUGUGAUCCUGGUUUCAGUGUGCUUCUAAAUACUGUCAUCAUCUUCUUUACAACUCUGUCUUUUUGUUUUUCCCAUUUUUUUUAAUAAAAUGCUUUUGCUGUUAAAA